Molecule: messenger RNA, 2194 nt
Organism: Eublepharis macularius
Lineage: Eukaryota; Metazoa; Chordata; Lepidosauria; Squamata; Eublepharidae
Gene: NOL9
Product: nucleolar protein 9
Exons: 12
Coding region: 72-2039 (655 amino acids)
Biological process (GO): cleavage in ITS2 between 5.8S rRNA and LSU-rRNA of tricistronic rRNA transcript (SSU-rRNA, 5.8S rRNA, LSU-rRNA)
Cellular component (GO): nucleus
Molecular function (GO): polynucleotide 5'-hydroxyl-kinase activity
Source: RefSeq, a predicted model, not a curated record
CCGCGGGGACACGGAGGGCAUCUCGCGAGAUCGCGCCGCGCCGCCGUCGCUGUGGAGACGAGUUCCCUGGCAUGGCGGCCGUGAUGCCGCGCCGCCGCGCUACCUUCGCUGCUCCGCUCCGCAAGCGGCGAGGGCCUCAGAAGCGGCCGCGCCGCCUGCCCCCGCCCGUGCUUCGCCGUUGCCGCCCGACCGCCGGGAAAAGCAACGGGGUCGAGGCGGACGGAUGGCGCGAUUUUGCCGCCUCCUUCGUCGCUGCCGGCCUAGUCAAGCCCACCGAGGUUGAGCAGCCGCCCAAGGAGUCGUUGACGGCGGUGGAGGCCAAGGAAGGCAGCGCGGUGUUGCUAUUACCUCAAGGGCAGAGCCUGACAUUCAAUGGGAAGUGUUGCCUGACAUGCCUGUAUGGGUCCGUGCGAGUGUUUGGAUUCAAUAUUGUUCCAGAUCAGCCUCCAUACAACCUCUUUUCCCCUCAUACGCACUGUGCCCUCUCCAUUGAAGCGGUCGCCUAUAAGGAGUCAGAAAAAUCCAAGAAAGAGAUGAAAACAGAGGCUAGGUCCAUCCUGAGAGCCCACCUCGUGCCACGAGAUGCGAGAAUCAAGCUGAUGAAAAGCUUUGUCCCCCAGUGUUCCAUGGUACUGUUGGAGCAUCUGGACACUCCAGUGACAAGGUUCAUUCUCAGCCACUCGGAUUUUUCCCAUGUUUUCAGAACAAAGAAACAAAAAGUUCCCUGUUUCAUCCCAGAAGAUGCAGCCCUCACUUCCACUGGCAUUAAGAGGCAGGAUCCAGGGUGUGGCCUGCUCAUGUCGAAGAGCUCGCUUUCAGCCAUUGAUGAGUUGGUCAAAGCAUGCCAGGAGGAAGAUGAAGGUUGCCCUGUCAUCCUAGUUUGUGGCCCCAAAAGUGUGGGCAAGUCCACUUUUAACAGAUACCUGAUUAAUCUUCUCCUAAACCGCCUUCCCUGCAUUGAAUUUUUGGAAUGCGAUCUGGGGCAGACAGAGUUCACGCCCCCUGGCUGUAUUUCUCUAAUUAAUGUGACGGAACCAUUUCUGGGUCCGCCGUUCAUGCACUUGCGUACACCCCGCAAAAUGGUAUACUUUGGUGAAACCAAUUGUGAACAGGAGACUGAAAGAUACCUUGACUCACUGAAGUAUGUGUUCAGUGCCUAUGAGAGGGAUGUGCCUCUGGUCAUCAAUACCAUGGGAUGGGUGAAAGGUGCUGGAUUGCUCCUUCUGAUAGACAUAAUUCGGUUGUUGUCGCCCAGUCACAUCGUUCAGAUCAGUGCAGACAACUUCAGAGACAUGCCUCAGCUUUCCCCAGAGUAUACCUGUAGCUCCACAGGCUUGCAUACAAAAGGCAAAGUGCCCCUCAAAUGCAAGAGCCUGGCAAGUGGGACAGAUGACUCAGAGCUGUGCAGGGGCCAAGGAGACUUCCGCCCACCGCAUUCUGGGCAUAAGCUGCUGUGUGUACAGCCAGAGUUUCCUGGAGCAGGGGUUGCUGGUGAUGGGCGAACCCACAGUAGCGUUCUCCGAGACAUGGCAGUCCUAGGAUACUUGGGCCAGUUGCAGCCCUCCAGCAUAGAAUUGGUGCUACCUUUGCACAGCCUGGUACCCUAUCAGGUACCCUUCAGUGCUGUCUCCGUCAAGGUUAUCCAUACAGAUGUGGCUCCUUCCCACAUACUGUAUUCUGUCAACGCCAGCUGGGUUGGUCUCUGCCAGGUACCAGAUGAGGUCCGGUGUAAAGUUGACGGGCCGGUCUUAUUAACACAGAUUCCAAUCUGCGAUUGCCUGGGCUUUGGAAUUGUCCGGGGGGUGGAUGUGGUCAAGAAACUCUAUCACAUUCUAACUCCAGUACCUCCAGAGAAUUUGCGAUUGGUGAAUUGUUUACUGAUUGGAAAUAUCCCUGUUCCUAAUUGUGUGUUCCUGAACCAAGCGGGAAUUGAAGGGGAGAUACCAUACGUCACAUCAGAAUAUAACUAUGGCAUUUCAGGUGCUGGGAAAUUGAAAAUGAAAAAGCAUCUCAAAAGGAGAGAGCAUAUUCACCCAUGAGCUGUUGGCAGGGACUGGUUUGGAGAACGUGGCCUGUUCUUAGGGGACCUCCCACCAGAAAGAAGUGACAGUAUUCACAGCUGAUAGUAUAAUGCUGGUCCACUGAGUCUUUGUUAUACUGUGUUCUUUUUUUACGUAUAUUUUUAAAAUUAAAU